UUUCUGCAAAUUAUUCAUUUCCAAAUCGCAAUCCUCUUGAUCCUAACGGAAAGCAUGAGCUGGUGGCGAUCGGGAGUCGUUGGCGCAGCAAGGAAAAAACUCGAUGAAAGCAAUCCAUCUCGCAAGUACCAGAAGUUUGGUUUGAUAAUCGGAGCCACCGGCAUCGUCGGCAAUAGUCUCGCCGAAAUCCUCCCUCUCCACGACACUCCCGGUGGUCCAUGGAAGGUAUACGGAGUCGCCCGCCGCCCUCGACCACAGUGGAACGCCGAUUACCCGAUGGAAUACAUCCAGUGCGACAUCACAGAUCCUGAAGAAACACAAUCCAAACUCUCGAAACUACAAGACCUAACCCAUAUAUUCUACGUCACAUGGGCGAAUUGCACCACAGAAGCAGAAAAUUGCGAGAUUAAUGGGAAAAUGUUCACGAAUGUGCUCAAUGCAGUGAUCCCUAAUGCCCCUAAUUUACAACACGUAUGCUUACAGACAGGACGUAAGCAUUACAUGGGACCAUUUGAAGAAUGGGGGAAAGGGAUCGAGUCUCAUAAUGCGCCAUUUUAUGAAGAUCUUCCCAGGCUUAAUCAGCCGAAUUUCUAUUACACACUCGAAGAUAUUUUGUUUAAAGAGGUCGCAAAGAAGGUAGGAUUGACAUGGUCUGUUCAUAGACCAGGAUUAGUAUUAGGGUUCUCUCCCUACAGUAUGAUGAACAUUUUAGCAAGUUUAUGUGUUUAUGCUGCAAUAUGUAAGCACGAGGGUGAACCCUUUAAAUUCCCAGGGACGAAGGAGGCGUGGAAUAGCUAUAACGACGUCUCGGAUGCCGACCUAAUCGCCGAACAUCAUAUAUGGGCGGCCGUUGACCCAAUUGCAAAGAACGAAGCUUUUAACAUUUGUAAUGGCGACGUUUUUAAAUGGAAGCACUUCUGGAAAAUUUUGGCUGAGCAAUUUGAUGUUGAGAACGGAGGGCUUCAAGAAGAUGAAUCCCGGAAGAGCUUGGGGGAGAUGAUGAAGGAUAAAGGGCCUGUUUGGGAUGCGAUUGUGCAGGAAAAGGAGUUGUUGACAACGAAACUAGAGGAAGUGGGAGGAUGGCGGUUUGUGGAUUUUGUACUUAGCAUUGAGGGUACGUUGGAUAUCAUGAACAAAAGCAAGGAACAUGGGUUUUUAGGGUUUCGAAACUCCAAAUCAUCAUUGGUUUCUUGGAUUGAUAAGUUAAAAUGUUCCAAGAUUGUUCCCUAAAUUUUAUUUAAUUUUUCUUACUGUGUAUAAUAUGUAAUGAAUGUUUCAAGUUGUUCGUAAGGGAAUGACAAUAAGUCUAGCAUUAUGGUCGUGU
Molecule: messenger RNA, 1324 nt
Organism: Lactuca virosa
Lineage: Eukaryota; Viridiplantae; Streptophyta; Magnoliopsida; Asterales; Asteraceae
Source: the annotation of a GenBank genome assembly